AUGGCCGCGCCGCUGGACGUGGACGUCUCGUCUUUUGCAGCGGCUUUCAACCCACCACCACCCCACCACCACCGCGAACCGCAGCUGACGCUUCACGACUACCACAAGCUUCAGCAAUCCCCGCUGUCUGCGUCGCCAGACUUCGACACCAGGCGCGUGAGGCGGAAGCCAUCGGUCGCCAACCUCGCGGUCACCCCGGCGCAGGCGGGUUCUCCGUGGCCUUCGAUCUCAACCUCACCACACUUCAUUCACUCAUUCGCCCCUCACCCGCUUCUGCUUUCCUCUUUGCCACCUCCACCCGCCACACCUCGACCUCGACCAAACACAGCAUCACCCUCACUGUCAUCGACGGUGACGACGCUGCAGUCAACGCCAACACACACGCCCGUUCACCGAGGUGGCUCGAGCUUCGAGCAGCGGAGGGUGAACGAGCGGAUUGAGCUCACAGAGCCGAUUCGGACAAAGCGUAAGUUUGACAGCCUCAAGCAGGCGAAGCGUCUACCGCGACGAGCGCACGGUGGAGGUUCCGGCGACAACCAGCAGAGCAUUGAGCGUGACGGAGCAAUUUGGGAGGUUUACGCCGCGGUGUUUGAGCCCUCCGCCGUAUAUCAAGAUUUUGCGAGCGACCAGCCGGACCUGAGCGAGCAGAGCAGCGAGCAGAGUUUGUUGCAACCAGCGCCUUUGUUCGCUCAUCAGAGCGUGCCACCUAACGCGACGACUAGAACAGUGCGUUUCAGAGAAACAGAGCCGAUAGCCGACGAGCAAGACCACGAAGUCGAAGCAGCAGCAGCAGCCGGCAGAGCAGACUUCAGCACACCGAGUGCUCGAUCACGCGAAGAGAAGGACACUGCAGCGACGUCGUCCUACUCUCUCUCGAAGUUCCAAUUUCCAGUAGCUCCUGGACAGAAUAACUGGUCGGGCACCUUGGGACACCUCACCGAACCAAAUUCACCAAGUAGCCCAGCGGUACUCCACUAUCACGGCACUUCUUUUGACGUUGUGAACCCUCACGCGUCCUUGCUACUAGAAGGUCACAGCUUUGAAACCCCGGCCGAGAUAGACGGCCUGCUCGACGAGUAUUUCGACGAGAAAUCAGAAGACGACAACAUGUCGUACAACGCUCUCACCGGCGAGGCGUCGCAGAACUCCCUGCGCAUGGGCAGCGACAGUUCCCGUCAUGCUCGUGUGCUGUACGGAGACCCUGACAGCGCACGGCGUCACAUCUUGCGAGUUCAGGAAGAUUUGCAAUCUCCUCCAAAGGCCGUUGUGAACGAUUCACCCCUUGCCCACAAGAACAAGGAGUUUGAAGCCCCCAAGAACGGAACUUUCGCUGCACUUCCAGCUCAGCGUGUCAAAGUCAAGCCGAGCACAAACCCAUUCAGCGAUUCGCAGUCCAUCUCCAGAGCCGAUCCAUUUGGAAACACCAACGAUGAUCCUCCCAUCAAGCACGAAGGUCCCGUCUACCAGGACUGUCGCCCAGUUGUCAAUGCUCCAGCUGUCGACAAUGAAGAGUCGCACUUAAGCCCAUCUACUUCCACCAAGCUCAACUCUGAACCUCUCCUUCAUCAGCGCUACACUCAUUGCUCUGAUCCUUUCGACCUCACCAUUAGCGAGAAUGGUUCCCGGCCCAAUCUCAUGACCAUCGAAGAAGUGCUGAAGAAGGACCACGAUGCUGAGAACACGCCCAACGUCGUGACGGGAGCUGACCCAGUCAGCUCUCCUUUUCAUGAUGAUGGUGCAGUAUCUCAGGCGACACACGCAGAUCAAGAGUCGGAUCCCACUAUCAAAGACAUCAUCGGUAGCUACGACUACACGAGGGUGCCAUCCUCGCCAGAGAAUGAUGGCUCGGCUCAGAACAGCCCUUCCAUUGAGCAUAGCCGUGCUAUAGUCACAAAGGGCAAGGGAAAGCAGCCUAUGUACAUGUUGUACGCCCAAGCUCAGAACGUGGAUUUAGAGGAAGUCAAAACCCCGGACUCAGCAGUCGCUCUGAUCCGAGACUUCCCUACGCCACCGACCCCGGCAUACACUGGCGUCAAAUACUGGUCGAACUGCAGCGAGCUUCCCACGAGUGAUCGGACGUACGGUGAGACAAAUCACCUUCUCAACAUCACUACCGCGCCCAAUGCCACUCCCGUGGCUGACGAGAUCCCGCCAUAUGUCCCUGACGAAGGCACGAACCCCUUUAGACCCUAUUGGCUCGGUGACCAGUCCAGCCCCUCGCAGUGCUCAAGCAGUGGCACGGUCGUGUACCAUGAGAGGAACAGCAACGUACCGGAGCAGUUCAGAUUCGUCGACGACGAUGAGCUGAAAGAUGUCCAUCGUCCACUGCCAAGAAGCUCGAGCAUUUACCCGUUCGAUAUCAUCUUCGACAACGCGCCAGGUGGCGACAACGAGAGUGCCUGGGAGACAGAAGUGUCCAAGUCUUCAGCUGCUCUGCCCCGCAAUAAUAGUUGCCAGAGCGAAGACAGCUAUGCUGAUACAAGCGCGUACGGAACGGAGAAUCGCCUCAGCGCUGGCCCAGAUGCUUUGGCGCAAGCUCCCCAGGCUUCUGGCAAGCAAUCUCGCCCUACCGAAGGCCCUGAACGCACCAACUUCGAGGCACCUCCUGACGCUCCAGCCGACAAGUUUGACCAUCGCCGCGAUACUCAGAAAGCCACCAGUCUUCUCUGUGACAACAUCCUCAUCGAGGGCAUGCGUACGAAGCACGGUAGCGUUCCAAAUAUCGACAAGGAGCAGCGCAAGCUGGACCUCCAAGAACUGGAGCGUCUGCGCAAGACCAACCCUGCCGCUGUUCGUGAGGCCUCCGAGUUUCUGGCUAAUCGGUCCAUUGAGAAUGUGGCCGAGAUCAAGUCGAAGACCCGUGCCAAGCUCCAGAAGCUGGUGCCUUUCAGACCAGACUACAAGCCGGAGAACAUUUUUAGCAAGGUCAAGGAGAUUGGCAAAGGCACGCCAUCAAAUAAGUCUGUGACUGCUGCCUCCGAGCGCCGUCUGUUGGGCACACCGGACAGCUUCACAGGCCAAAAUAACCUCGAAUGGAGUGAGAGCCUCUGCGACUUCGUGACUGUUCGAGACGGACGCUCGCCAAACCACUGGUCUCCCUUCACGGAGAAUGCCACAGCCCAUGCGCUCGCCGUCCCCGCCCAACCAAAGAGCACUGCAGUGUCUGCUAGCCGCACCGCCGUCGAUCGCGGCCACCGUGCAGAGGAAGCAUCAAACAAGCGGUCGCGCCGUCCCGCUAUGAACGGACAGGUUCGCCUGCAUGAGUUGAAGCUCCUCCCACCGAAGCGUAACGUCCCACCUCGCGGCCGUGGCCUCACUGAUGCCGAGUUGGCUAGACGUGAGCCGGCGUGGACUCUGCAGCCUAAGCGGUUUGCCAGUACCCCAAUCGCCACCAAUGUGAUGACCGCACAGUCGACUGCGCUACAGCCGGAUAUUGAACUUCAGCCAAGACUCGGCAUGCGCGGAGAUUUCGCCAGAGACUUCGACUACCUGGCCGAGCUGGAUGUCUCCACGCGCAAAGAAGUCGAGGCAUACUCUGAGUCCUGGAGGAUCUUCAGCUUCCUCGUUCCAGGCCUGCCUUUUGUGUUCUGGUGUGGUGGAUUCGACUGGCUCAUACGCAAGAAGUUCAACAACCGCGUGCCUGGCAUGAGGCCCAGCGACAAGAACCAGAGUCUGAUCAUCUGGCUUCCGAUAAACCUCAUCAUGUGGGCCUUCAUCGCAACUCUCGGCGUGAUCUUUGUCAGAAUCUUCCGCAAAGACCUCGUUUAG
This is a messenger RNA of Zasmidium cellare ATCC 36951, 3768 nucleotides long. RefSeq lists its product as uncharacterized. The record is from RefSeq and is a predicted model, not a curated record. NCBI's taxonomy places the organism in Eukaryota, Fungi, Ascomycota, Dothideomycetes, Mycosphaerellales, Mycosphaerellaceae. Bases 1 to 3768 code for a protein of 1255 amino acids. The transcript has 4 exons.